Messenger RNA from Maylandia zebra (zebra mbuna), 4599 nucleotides. RefSeq names its product NACHT, LRR and PYD domains-containing protein 3. Lineage: Eukaryota; Metazoa; Chordata; Actinopteri; Cichliformes; Cichlidae. Gene Ontology annotation, molecular function: protein binding. The record is from RefSeq and is a predicted model, not a curated record.
ACAGUAACAGGAUGUGAAGUGAAGCAGACUCACAACACAUUAGCCAACCCUGUACUUUUGCUACAGAUUGAGGAAAGGGUGUAUACAUAUUUCCUGUUUCUCAGUUUUGUACAGCUCGUCACAUGACUCUACUGCUUACAUUGAAGUGAGUGAGACUUAAACUUGUUUUGGGGGAGCUCUCAUGACGUCAGUCGACCUCUUGGACAUUCUGGAGGAGUUGACAGGAAAGGAGUUUGAUGACUUUAAGUGGUUCCUGCAGCAGGACAGCUGCCUGGAAGGCCUUCCAUCAAUCAAAGCAUGUCAGCUGGAAAAAGCAGAAAGGCGGCACACCGUGACUCUGAUGGUACAGAUCUACAGACUUCCAGGAGCUGUGGAGGUGACCAGAAAGGUUCUAGAAAGGAUCAGCAGGAAUGACCUGUUGCAGAGCUUGUCUUCUCUCUCACACACACAGGCUCCUCUUCAUCACCCUGAAGAUGUGGUGGUUCCAGUACCAGAGCCUCGCCCCAUCAAGUUUUUCCAGCAAAUACUUCAAUCAAACUUCCAGGACAAGUUUAUGUGCACCCAAGAAGGUUGGACAGAAGAUAAACAGCGUCUGGUUGAUAUCUACACAGAGCUGUACAUCACAGCUGGGUAUGAUGUACAUAUCAACACACAGCAUGAGAUCCAGCAGAUUGACAAAGUAUGGAAGCCAGCAGAGCCAGAGAAACCUAUUAGACCCACAGACAUGUUCAAACAUCCUUCAGGAGACUACAGACCCAUCAAAACAGUGAUGACCAAUGGAAUCGCAGGAAUUGGAAAAACUUUCCUUGUUCACAAGUUUGUUUUGGACUGGGCUGAACAAAUGUCCAAUCAAGAUGUGCAUCUGAUUUUCCCCUUCACCUUCCGUCAGCUGAAUCCUCUGAAGGGAGAAAAGUUCAGUUUGGCAGAGCUCAUUCAUGAAUGCAUCCCAGAAACUGUAGGCAUCCCACAGGAGGCUCUUAAUUACAUCUUUACAGAUGUUCAGUCAUCAGGAAUCACCAACUAUGACAAGAGUAAAUUCAAACUUCUGUUUGUGUUUGAUGGGCUGGAUGAGAGCCGCCUUCAUCUCGACCUUCAUUCUGAAGACAUUCGCUCUGUCGAUGUAACAAAGGCAACUAAAACAGAUGUCCUGCUGAGGAAACUCAUCAAUGGGAAACUGCUACGCUCUGCUCGCAUCUGGGUAACCACACGGCCUGCAGCGGCCAAUCAGAUCCCUCGAGAGUUUAUCAGCAGUACAACAGAGGUCAGGGGGUUCACCGACCAACAGAAAGAGGACUACUUCAGGAAGAGAGUCAAAGGUAAGGAGGAGGCUGACAAACUCAUCUCCCAUAUCGUGACAUCACGAAGCCUCCACAUCAUGUGCCACAUCCCAGUCUUCUGCUGGAUCACUGCAACAGUUCUGGAGGAUGUGUUGAAAACCAGAGAGGGAGGAGAGCUGCCCAAGACUCUGACUGAGAUGUACGCAGAGUUCCUGGUGUUUCAGAUUGAUCGGACAAAAGAAAAGUAUGGCCCAAAGAAGAGCAUUCAAUACAUUAAGUCAUUAGCAAAACUGGCCUUUGAGCAGCUGGAAAAGGGCAACCUGAUCUUCUAUGAGAAGGAUCUGAGAGAGAGCGGCAUUGAUUUCAGUGAAGCCUCGGUGUGCUCAGGAGUGUUCACAGAGAUCUUCAAAGAAGAUCGAGGAAGGAAAGGGAAAGACAAGAUGUUCAGCUUCGUCCAUCUGAGCGUUCAGGAGUUUCUGGCUGCUCUUUAUGUGAGGAUGUCGCUUAUAAAUAGCAACAAAAAUGUGAUGCUUUCACCACAGCCCUCAAUGCGCAAUCUUCAACUGCUUUUAAGUAAAACAUCUUCAAAGAAGAUCCACAGGAUUUCGAUUGACAGGGCCUUACAGAGUCCAAACGGACACCUGGACUUGUUCCUUCGCUUCCUCUUGGGUCUUUCACUGCAGACCAAUCAGGAUAAACUACAGAGCCUACUGAAAAAAACAGACUGUCAGUCAAAAACCAACCAGAAAACAAUCCAGUAUAUCAAGGAGAAGCUCAGUGAGAAUCUGUCUCCAGAGAGAAACAUUAAUCUUCUCCACUGUCUGAAUGAACUAAAUGAUCGUUCUUUAAUAGAGGAGAUCCAACAGUAUUUAAGUUCAGGAAGCCUCUCCACAUAUGAACUUUCUCCAGCUCAGUGGUCAGCUUUGGUCUUCAUCUUACUGUCAUCAGAAGAACAUCUGCAUGUUUUUGACCUGAAGAAAUAUUCUGCUUCUGCUUCAGAAGAAGCUUUUUUGAGGCUUUUGCCAGUGGUCAAAGCCUCCACCAAAGCUCUAUUGAGUGGCUGUAAUCUGUCAGAGAGAAGCUGUGAAGCUUUGUCUUCAGUUCUCAGUUCCCAGUCCUCCAAUCUGAGAGAACUGGACUUGAGUAACAACAGUUUGCAGGGAUUGGGUCUGAAGUUGCUCUCUGCAAUACUGGAGACUCCUCACUGUACACUACAGAGCCUCAGGUUGAAUCAAACCAAUCUCACAGCAAAAUGCUGCCAGGACUUCUCACUAUUUCUCAACUCCCAGUUCUCCAGUCUGAGAGACCUGGACCUGAGUAACAAUGACCUGAAGGAUUCAGGAGUGAGUCUACUCUCUGCUGGAAUGGUUCAUCAUCACUUUAACCUACAGACGCUCAGGUUGAAUCAAACUGGUCUUACAGAGAAAUGCUGCCACCAAUUGUCGUUGGUACUCAGCUCCCAGGUGUUAAGUCUGAGAAUGCUGGACGUGAGUAACAACGAUCUGCGCGAUUUAGGCGUGACGCUACUCUCUGCUGGACUGAAGGAUUCUGACUGUGCACUAGAGACUCUCAAAGUCCAGUGUUUACACACAAGACUAAAUUACGGUACUGAGCAUGUCAGUGAUACUACAUGGAACAGCACUUGUUAUCAUUGACGAGCUACAGAGGAGACAACUGGGCUGAGAGAUGAGUUAGCUCCGGAGCUGGUGAUGAGAGAGAUGAGGAAAUAUAAGCUGACCAUUCCACUGUCAUUAUGUGAUGUCCUUGGACAAUAUGAAGGAUGACCUCAGAGAACUUAUUAAGACCCAGAAAAUACUAAAUGUUAAGUAUGAUGGGUUUCACAGAAAGGUUUUUAGGAGGGAUGUCGAUUUGAAUAGUAAGAGGAAACAUGUAGAAAGUGCACUGAAGACAUCCUAUGUCAGAUUUCACCUGGAUUAACAAGGUCUGUGUCAGGUGCAGAGGAACUAGGAUACAUUGACGAGAAGUGGAACAAGAAUCCAUAAGUGAACAAGGGAUGAGAAUGGGGACCUGUUGGAAUGGAAAGUAAUUCCAGCUCAAAGGGUUACAUGAAGUGGAUGUGGAUCCUAUGGACACCCAUUCUUUGACACCCAACAUUUGGACCAAUGGCAAAACAACUGGUAGUUUAGUGUUCCUUAGAGAUUGAUGAUGUACAACACAAGUGCUACGGCAAGGGGGUGCCAUCAGGUCGUCAUCAUCCCCACCCUCCUAGAUUGGGUGACAUUCUUGAGAUGCUUGGCUACAACUUGAACAGCCAAAAUCAAGAUAGCACAGAAGUUCGUGGCAGAAAGUUGUGAUUAAGAAAUGGGUGACUAAGAAGCACAGAAAGCUGGCCAUACCUGAGGCCUUGGGAACUGCUAAGCAAAGACUCACAGCUACCCAUUUGAAGAGGUAUAUGAGAACGUUGGAAGCCAGGAGAAUAAACCAACUGUUCUCCACGGAUGUGUAGUGUCAAUGGCAGGAAAACAAUUUGAGAGCAGCCCCACCAAAGUUGGAGACUGAGGAAUACUAGAAGACCAUAUGGGAGAAGACUCAACUUAUAACAACAAUGUUCAAUGGCUAGUGGAUCUAAGAGCAGACCAUAUCAAUCUCCCUGAACAGGAUCCAGUAACCAUCACAGUGGGAGACAUCCAAGAAAGAGUCUCAAGUAUGAAGAGAUGGACAGUACCAGCCCUUGACAUGACGCUAACAGCAUUCCACAUGUGUCUAGCAGCACAAAUAUACCUGCUGCUAAUGGAUGAGACACACCCAGAAUGGCUAACUGAUAGCCCUAAUCCUCAAGGAUUAUCAGGAGGGAAAAGUCCCAUCCUGCCUCAGCUCCUGUACUAGAAUUAUAUAAGAUCAACAGGAACCUUAGGCCACCUUCAAGCAAAUUACACCACAAAGUGAGAGAUUUACCAAAGAGAUGCUUUGUCCUUACUGCUGUUAUGCAUAGGCCUGAACCACCUCAGCCAGAUCGUUGACAAGAGAGGCUACGGAUACCGACUACAGAAUGGAGCAAUUGUUAGCCACCUCCUCUCUUUGGAUGACAUCAAGCUGAAUGCCAGGACUGGAGAAGACAUCGACUGAUUCAUACCACUUGGAUGUAGAGCAGCGACAUCAGAAUGUCAUUUAGAUUAGAGAAGUGUAGUCGGAUAGUAACAAAGAGAGGGAAGGUAGUCAGAAGUGAGGAGAUUACAUUACCAGAUAGUAAGGACAGUCACAAGUACCUGGGGCACCACAGGCAAAUUGGAACCGUGAAGAGGUCUCUAGGAAAGCUGCAACCACCAAGUACCUGCAGAGGGUCAGGCAAGUCCUGAGGAGU